AUGCUUUGGUUCCUCCCGUUGAUUUUGGGCACUCUCGGCACGAUCACCGAUGCCGGUGCAGCUUCCCCUAAUACUAGGGCACCCACCUUUCGUCCGAUGUACUAUCUCCGGACGUCCCCCAAAGGCCGAAACAGGGCAUGUGUGCCAGCACCGAAGAACGUCAAAUGCACCCAGCAUGAUCUCUACUCAAACCAGUCUUUGUGCGAACUUCGGUGUCAACGUGAGUCAAGAAAAAAUGCAAGUCUGGAGAAGCGCAAAGAGAACUUCGUGGAGUCGAAAACGACUGAACACCUCGACCUCUAUUACUAUGACAAGCCGGAUAAAAAAUGUUACAAAGUACCUGCAAACGCUGAGUGCACCCCGCACCAUCUAUACUACGGCUUGAAAAGUUGUGAAACACGCUGCAACGCUACGAGUCGCAAAAAUAUCUGCAAAAUGCUACCAGAAACUGGACGAUGCAAGGCCAGCUUCAGAAAAUAUUACUACGACUCCAGAGAUAAAACAUGUAAAGCAUUUACAUGGGGAGGCUGCGGCGGAAAUGCAAAUAAGUUCGACACAAAAUCCGCGUGCGAAGAGCACUGCAAAGUUGUUCCUACCACACCGAAACCUAAAUGUCCGAAAAACGAGACCUACAAGAUAUGCGUAAGCAGCUCCUGUGGCGAACGUCGGUGCGGAGAGCCCAAACCAGUUGGCUGCACUUUGGAUUGCGCUUCUGGAUGCUUCUGCAAGUACGGGUACUACAGGGUCAGAAAUGGAACUUGCGUUCGCAAAUCGCACUGCCCUCGAACAGAUUUGACCAUUACAUUUCCACCGACAACGUCCAAACUUCCACUUGAACCGGAAGUAUUUUCUCCGAACUCUAGUUCCACUGAAAACCCAGAUGCAGUUCCUAAAAAAAAAUCUUGGAAAGAAUGCCUUUCGAAAUUCUUUAAAAUAUAA
Molecule: messenger RNA, 939 nt
Organism: Ixodes scapularis (black-legged tick)
Lineage: Eukaryota; Metazoa; Arthropoda; Arachnida; Ixodida; Ixodidae
Product: actinia tenebrosa protease inhibitors-like
Exons: 7
Coding region: 1-939 (312 amino acids)
Molecular function (GO): serine-type endopeptidase inhibitor activity
Source: RefSeq, a predicted model, not a curated record